This is a messenger RNA of Cariama cristata (Red-legged seriema), 585 nucleotides long. RefSeq names its product RNA terminal phosphate cyclase-like 1 (gene RCL1). NCBI's taxonomy places the organism in Eukaryota, Metazoa, Chordata, Aves, Cariamiformes, Cariamidae. Gene Ontology annotation, molecular function: RNA endonuclease activity. Bases 85 to 585 code for a protein of 166 amino acids. The transcript is spliced from 5 exons. Gene Ontology annotation, cellular component: nucleolus. Gene Ontology annotation, biological process: endonucleolytic cleavage of tricistronic rRNA transcript (SSU-rRNA, 5.8S rRNA, LSU-rRNA). The record is from RefSeq and is a predicted model, not a curated record.
GCCCUUAAGGCAACAGCUCUACCCCUGCUGAAGAAGUUUGGAAUUGAUGGUGAAAGUCUGGAAAUCAAGAUCAAUCGGAGAGGGAUGCCUCCCAAAGGGGGUGGAGAGAUACUAUUUGCUUGCCCAGUGAGAAAGGUCUUGCAGCCUGUUCAGUUCACAGACCCUGGCAAAAUCAAGCGCAUCAGAGGAACUGCAUACUCUGUCAGAGUGUCACCACAGAUGGCAAACAGAAUGGUGGAAUCUGCAAGGAGCAUCCUGAAUAAAUUCCUCCCAGAUAUUUAUAUCUACACAGAUCAUAUGAAGGGGGUCAGCUCUGGAAAAUCACCAGGUUUUGGUAUGUGCCUUACUGCAGAAACCAUCAAUGGCACUAUUCUCAGUGCUGAGCUAGCCUCAAACCCUCAGGGCCAGGGAGCAGCUGUGCUCCCCGAGGAACUUGGCCAGAAUUGUGCUAAGCUAUUGCUUGAGGAGGUCUACAGGGGAGGCUGUGUAGAUUCAACAAAUCAGAGCCUUGCUCUGCUCCUCAUGACCCUUGGACAACGGGAUGUUUCCAAAGUCCUGUUAGGACCUCUGUCUCCAUAUACGUAA